AUGGUCAUGAUUUGGUUCCAACCAGGCUCUAGAGCCCCAGUUGUGCUUCUCUUCUUCCUCUUCAGUCAUAUAUUUGAGCCCACAAGCAGCAUCCCUGUGACUGAACACGAAGUGGCCAAUCAAUAUGAACCCUCUUCUCCUGAACUUACACAAGAGCAGUUUCAGUUCACCCAAAUUGGAGAUGUUCUGCCAGGGACACCGAAUGAAGAGGAGGAUGAACUUUUUAAAGAUAUCGACCCAAAAACCCUAGCAGCAGUCCUCCUAGAAGCCCUCAAUAAGCCUCAGGAGGUACUGAGUGAACAAGAGAAGAAUGGAGGUGAGAAGGACAAGGAAGAAGGGGACAGCAAGACCCAGAGUUUUAACAGAGAGAGAAAUAGAGAUCAGGAGCUUGAACUGGUGCUGACAGCUGCUGAAGCACAGGGCAGAGAAGAGAGAGAAAAAGAACAGGAUGAGGCAAGGAAGAGAGAGGAAGAGGAAGAAGAAGAACGCCUCACAGAAAAGGUGACCAGUCACAUCACCAGUCAAACAGUCCCUACAAAAGAACAGGACGUAGUUCCAAAGAAGGUGGUACACAAAGAAGGGCACCAAGAAACAGAUGGACCCAGAGAUGGGGACAAGGAUGAGCAGCUGAGUCCAGAAGAGUUAAAGAACCUGGAAAGCAUGUUAGAGGAGUUUCAGAGCUACAAUACAGCCAUGAAAAGAGAACAUGAUUCCUCAUCUGUUCAGAGAGAGAAUCGUGGUGAUUACUUUGAUUACCUGGAUCGUAAUGGCCUCAUGAACAAUGAGAUCAAGCCCAAACCUAAGGGUUAUGACUUGGCUCUGUCUAAGAAGAAGCUUAAGUGGCAGCAAGAGCAAGAAAAGAACAAGAAUCAGCCAUUGUAUAAGGGAGGAAACUUCAUGGAUGAUUUUAAUGAUAAUAUUGAAGACCAAGAGGAGGAAAAUGGAGAGGAUGAAGAAGAACUGCUGAGUCCAGAAGAGGAAGAAGCUAGGGCUAAAGCUGAGCAGGAAGAGGUCCGUAGACAAGCAGCUGAGGCUCAGAGAGCCAAGGCAGAGGAAGAGAAGCUUGCAGAUAUUGCAUCAGACAUGAUCUUGCAAUACAUGGUCAAACAAGAUGGGAAGAAGUACCGGGACAAUAACGCUGCAGAAGACAAACGCUCAGAGGAAGAUGAUGCCAAUGAUAAUGAUGAUGAUGAUAUUGACCCACAAACUAUUGACAAGUUGAUAGAAAUCUCCAGUAAGCUGCACUUGCCUGCUGAUGAUGUGGUAGAUAUAAUCAGUGAUGUGGAAAAGAAGAAAAAAAAAGAUGCUCCUGAAACUCUGCAAUGGCAACGACCUCUUGUACCUCCUACAGCACAUAAUGUCCCAUCUCCAGUCUUAAGAACAUCACCACCCUCAAAACCACCCAAGCCUAAUGCAAAUAUGCUGAAAUCAUGGUUCAAGGACAAGGCUCUUAAGCCAAGUCAACAGGAUUUUUGGAUCAAGCAACAGUGGCCCUUUUGGACCUACCCCUCCUAUCAGCACUAUCAAAAACCCUACAGUAGUUAUUACACCAUUUAUAUCCCACCUCCCAAGUCUAAACCACGCUACUAUGCCAAACCAUCCUACUCCCUUAAUGACAUACUGGGGAAUUCAUUGGCCUAUGAGUUUGAUUACCCUCUCAAACAAAGGUAUCAUCCCUGGAUACAAAGUCGUCCAAGGGCUCCUCUGGCCUUCCGGCGGAACCUGUACUUCCCUAACUACAUUGUCCCUCAUCCCCGGACUUUCAAUGCCAUACCUAUGCCUAAACCCCGGUCAUCCCUUCGUCAUCGGCCUGCUUUCUAUUACUCACCCACAGCUUCUGUAGUUGCCCCACAGGGUGGCUAUUACAGCCAGGUGGAGCAGCCACAGCCAGACAGCAAUGAGGAGCUAGGGAACUUUAUUGAGAAGGUUUUCCUGAAACAUCCCCAGAUGUUUUAG
This is a messenger RNA of Neoarius graeffei (lesser salmon catfish), 1956 nucleotides long. RefSeq names its product VGF nerve growth factor inducible (gene vgf). Gene Ontology annotation, molecular function: neuropeptide hormone activity. NCBI's taxonomy places the organism in Eukaryota, Metazoa, Chordata, Actinopteri, Siluriformes, Ariidae. The transcript has a single exon. Bases 1 to 1956 code for a protein of 651 amino acids. The record is from RefSeq and is a predicted model, not a curated record.